AUGGGUGUCAAGCAAACAGUUAACUUGUUCCUUAUUAGUCUGAAUUUUUUCUUUGCCUCCAAUGUGGUCUCUGGCCUAGACAAGUUCACCCAAUUCAGCUCCCUUCCCAAAUCCUUGUUGCCAAUUCAACUUGACGAUUCAAGCUACAACGAGAUUGUAUCUGAUCCUCGCGAUUACCAUGUCGCUAUUCUUCUUACGGCAGUUGAGGCUCGUUAUGGAUGUCAACUAUGUCGAGAUAUGCAGCCGGAAUGGGAUUUGUUAGCGAAGAGCUGGAAUAAGGCCUCUCACCCUUCGACAAGACUACUCUUUGGUACACUCGAUUUCGAUCAAGGGAAAGCUGUUUUCCAAAAGCUCAUUCUUCAAACCGCCCCUGUGCUACUCCUCUUUCCUCCAACUGUUGGACCUGCUGCUAGACAGAACAGUUCGCCCCUUCGAUAUGAUUUUAAUGGACCUGUUUCCGCGGACCAGCUUUACACCUGGAUCAGCCGCCACCUUCCCGAAAGUCCAAGCCUUGAUAUAGUUCGUCCGGCAAACUACACCCGAAUCCUGGGAAUAACUACUUCCCUUCUCUGCCUUAUUUCGAUUUUUGCAGCCUCUUCUCCCUACAUCUUGCCAGUUGUACGCAACCGAACUAUAUGGGCUGCUAUGAGUUUGAUUGCCCUCCUUCUCUUCACGAGCGGUCAUAUGUUUAAUCACAUUCGAAAGGUUCCAUAUGUGACUGGUGAUGGCAAAGGUGGAAUAACCUAUUUUGCUAGCGGGUUUUCAAACCAGUUUGGGCUGGAAAGCCAAAUCAUUGCUGCAAUAUAUGGGCUUUUGUCUUUCACUAUCAUAGCGUUAGCCACAAAAACACCACAGAUUGUUGACACCAAGGCACAGCAGGCAAGUGUUGUUAUUUGGAGCAUAAUUUUAUUAGGCAUGUACAGCUUUCUCAUGAGUAUUUUCCGAGCUAAAAGUGGAGGUUACCCAUUUUUCCUUCCACCAUUUUAA
This is a messenger RNA of Coccidioides posadasii C735 delta SOWgp, 987 nucleotides long. It is a transcript of the gene OST3, whose product is annotated as oligosaccharyl transferase subunit ost3/OST6. NCBI's taxonomy places the organism in Eukaryota, Fungi, Ascomycota, Eurotiomycetes, Onygenales, Onygenaceae. The record is from RefSeq and is a predicted model, not a curated record. Gene Ontology annotation, cellular component: oligosaccharyltransferase complex.